Messenger RNA from Agrilus planipennis (emerald ash borer), 3322 nucleotides. RefSeq lists its product as uncharacterized. The transcript has 6 exons. Lineage: Eukaryota; Metazoa; Arthropoda; Insecta; Coleoptera; Buprestidae. Bases 407 to 2803 code for a protein of 798 amino acids. The record is from RefSeq and is a predicted model, not a curated record.
CAACAAAAACCCAUUGCGAUAUUUAUUUGUUAUCACUAAUAAAAUUUUCUGAUAUUAAUUUUCUUCUUCUGUUUUCUGCGAAUGAAUGAGAAAAUGAGAAAGAGCUGAAUUGGCAUGACAACUGCUUUUCCAAUUCGAUACGAAUCGCUAUGAGAAGAGUCCUGGACGGAGAAAAAUCGAACAAUUUGUGAAAACAACAAAAUGAAAUAACAAAAAUAGCUGCUGUAGAGGUCGACAACAAGAUUCCUGCAGGAUGAAAAUAGGAGCUGGCGCCAUCAACGGUCGAUCCAGGGAGCUAUGCAGUGCGACGCCGAGGCGUCGGUUCGGGAGCUUUGGAUCGGCCACAGGCAGCCAACGGGCAGUCUAGCACGCGACGCUGACGACGCUUUACUACGAAAAGUUCACGAUGAUUUCACGUAUCGGAUGUGUUGUAGCUUUCGUUGCAGCUACAUUGGCUUGCGCCUCGUCGAGGGCGGUUAACAUAAGCAAUACCUGGAUGCUCCCAGAAGAAGGAUUUCCUGUAUUUUAUCGCUAUUUCCGAGAUAGAAUAUCGUGGUAUGAAGCUGACGCCGUCUGCCAGUUCCAUCACGCUAACCUGGUUACCGUUGAUAACACUUCUCAAUUUGAUGCAGUACGAGCGUUCUUGAAAGAAUUGGAUAUCACUAAUAAUGUAUGGAUUGGACUAUCCAGGAAUUCCGAUAAAGCUCAGUUUGCAUGGUCAGACUUUCAACCACUGACUAAUGAGGGUUACUGGCAGGAGGCUGUUCCAGAAACCACAGGAUCACUAUGCGCCGCUACUGAUCCUGCUGCAGAUUUUCGAUGGCACGGAUUAUCCUGUGGCGGACCUGACGUAGCUUCCUUUAUAUGCGAACUUCCAGUGCCAAAAUGGGCAUUGGGCACAGGAGGAUGUCUUAUCACAGAACUUCCAUCGUUGACUGUUUUGUACGUUCCAGAACAAUCUGCAGUGGAAUUAAUAUCAGACUGUGGACUAGAUGGUACAAAACAGAUUGCUUGCAAAGGAAAUACUGAUCGCGAAGAAAUGAUGAAGCAGCUUUCGUGCGGAGAGUUCGACGGCAAUCUUGACGACAAAUCAACAAAGCCCUCCGUACAAAUGAAUUCAUCACCUGAUUUACCCAUCUCGCCCGUUAACACUCCCGUUUCGACAGAAACAAAGACUACAAAACACUGGACUUCGAAUACCGUGGACGUGGAUGCAUAUUACCCUACGAGACAUAGACGUGAGACUGACAACACAUUGAGUUCAUACGUAACAAGGAGCACUCUGAAAAUUACUGACGACUCGAAUAUGAAAGUCGAAAAUACGACCACUUCUCACGUUCUUUUAAGGGGAGACACGGUAGAUGAGGUACAACACAAUCUUUCAACAACUAACAAAGAGGAAAAGGACUCUUCAUUUACUACGGAUCCGACAACGUUCGUAUUCAAAGCGUCCCCGGUAACUCAAGAGGACACUAACGAGUAUCCAGGCGUCAUCAAUCAGGGACAGUUAUUUAGUCUCUUGGACAAUGUCACUUUUGACGUAGUAGACUUGAACGAAACAGGCACAGUAGAGAACGGUCCCGUAAAGGAGUAUUUGCUAACUACUGAACAACAGGGACAAAAACUUACCACCAACGUAAACAAAGAAACGACCACACCAAGAACCACCCCUAACGAGAUAACAAUCACAACGGUUUUGUACCAGAAAGAACCGCCUCAAGAUGAAAUGCCUGUGACAAACAAAGACCUUAAAAAACCGAAGAAAGAAAUGGAAACUCAGACGUUCCCGACGAACAGAACAUACGAUGAUAUCGAUAGCAACAAUACCACCGACGCUGACAUCUCAGACUCUAAAACUUCCUUAGAUAAGAAAGUCGAGUUCGCCAUAUAUCAAGCGUCAGAAACAUCCCGCUCGCUGCACGAACAAAAGCCCCAAGAUGACCUAAUUACCAAAGAAAAAAACAUUAAGAAAACAUCGAAGGAAAUAGAACUUUUUCCAAUAGCUACGGAUCCAAACGUUAAACUAAAUCGAACGUUCAGAAAACAACUUCCUACGCCCACCAAAUUUCCAAAAAAGUACGUUCAAGCCUCGACAUACAUUCCAAACACAAAAUAUUCUGGUACAAAGGAUUCAAAUGAUAAAACUCGUCCGGUGACAGAAGAGAUAAGCGAACACAUUAUUCUCGACGGUAAUAAAGAACACAAGGUGGUGGAAAUCAAACUCCAUUCGUCGGAAAAGGAAAACAUUACAAAGUUGGUAAUAACGACGAAACGUUUGAAACAAAAUGAAAGCCCAGAUAGCGCUGAUGUUAAAAAAGUACCCAAAACAAAAAGUCCAAUCAAAAAUGACAAUGAAACAAAGUUUUUAUUGACUUCUGACUCGUUAAAACCAGAAGGAGGAGAUAUAAUUUCAGACGGCAAUUCUAAACAGGAAAAAAUUCCCAGUAUCACCGAGGCUUUUCCGUAUUUCAAAAAAACGAACAAACUUAAUAAUCAACAGGAAAUGUAUGAAGAGCUCGCAAACCUCAAUUCUAAUUCCACUGACACGACUGAAGGACGCAAUUUCAGUAAAGCAGACUUUGAAAUCCAGCAAGCUCCUUUAAAAUUAGAUUCUGUGGAACCGGGAAACGGAGAAGAGUUACAGCGUUCGGUAAAUGAAAAUAAGUUGGAAAAUAGUGAACCCACCUUGCAAAGCUUGCAAUCGGAACCCGAAGUGAAGAAAAACCUUAUCAGAAACAGAAAGGUAACCAAGUCCCAACGCACAUCAUAUUAUCCGUUCUUUAUUGGCAGAGUAAUUGGUUAGGCGAGCUCUGCUUUCACCACCAACAUAACAUGAUGCUCUUAAUGUACAAAUGCGACUUUCCUUUCAAUACAAAACUUUCAUUCGCAAAUUAAACGACAUAUAACAUUCACCACUCCAUUCAAUCUAGAUAUAACCCAAUGAAAUACGUUACCUACUCUUUUAACAUUUUUGCGUUGCAAAAUAUUUUAUUUGGAGCUGAAUUCAAACAUAAGUAAAUGUAGACAGGGGCGUCAUUAUCUUUUUUUUUAUCUCUGGUCAGAUUAUGAUAUUAAAGAGAAAAAGAAACUUUCCCCCUUGGACAAACCAAGAACUGACUUCUAUUAAGGGGAUUCAGUAGUACACGCGCCGUAUCGGUUCUAUACAUCAUGAGUUUAAUAUUUGGAAUAGGGGUUUGAAAUUUUGUAGUAAGGUAGAUAAAGCUAUGUUCUAACGUCUAUCGAACGACAUUUUUUAAUUUUUUAAUUUCUAUUGAAAAUACGUGUCCUACAAGAACCAUCAACUUUAAGCACUUGUACAAGC